Messenger RNA from Podarcis lilfordi (Lilford's wall lizard), 9355 nucleotides. Lineage: Eukaryota; Metazoa; Chordata; Lepidosauria; Squamata; Lacertidae. The record is from the annotation of a GenBank genome assembly.
AAACACUCCGGCGGGAGCCUAUGAGAGAGAAGUUCCUCGGCACGCGCAGCUCAGCAGGGGGGCGGCGGCCGCCGCUUUCCCCCCUUUUUAGCGCCUGGGAGAGGAGACACCUGCGCGCAUUCCCUUCGGCGGCAGCGGAGCGGCAGGUUCGCUUCCCGCGGAGGAGCCGCCCCGGGAGACCCGCUUCUUUACCUCGGCCCGGUGUGGGGAGUGGGGUCCCGCCGCGCAAAUGGGGUGCUCCAGCAGCGCUCAGACCCAGGUCAAGGACUGCAGCCGGCCGGCUCCCAAGUCUCCGGACGCCAACGGGCUGCAGAAAUGCGGUGAGCGCCCCUUAGGCUCCCUGCUGCUGCUGCUGCUGCUACCAAUUCUCCUUUUAAAAAAAGUUUCUAUCCUGCCCUUACAAAGUUGCUGCUGCUGCUCUGGCAAGCGGAGCAGGCAGGGGAUGCGGGCUCAGCACACUUGGGGGGGGGGGGAGUGUUUAAAACACCUGUAGUAAUUAAUGGUAAAAGCAGCACCUAAUUUAAUUCCCGCUUGAUAUUCGCUCCCUUUGUAAUAUUGGGAGUUAUGUGGCAGUGAAACUUCUAUUAUAUGUUCCGCUCAGUCGAGGGUUUGCGCGUCGUGCAUCAAAGGAAGCCUCUCGAGCCGUAAUACGUUGGUAAGGAAGGGGCAGAAAUGUGGUUUUCCCCUCACGGAGCUACAUUUCCCAGCACCCGUAGCAAACCGCAGUUCCCGGGAUCCUGUGUGUUUGAAAUAUACGGUGUGUUAAGGUUUUUUUGUGUUUUUUUAAGGUGUCGCAAUAUUCUUUUCGUAGCAAGAGGCGCUCAGUUUAUAAUAGAGUUGAAUCUGGUGCGGGGAGGGAAGAAGGAUUCAAAACCGUUUGGAGCGGUAAUAUUGUUAGGGUCGCCACACCUGUUCUUUUCCUGUUGUUUUGGGGUGGGAAUUCUGCUUUUCUCGAGCCUAUAUAACAAGGUGCAUUGCUCAAGUUCUGUUUCCUUCUGUACAUCCAUUAAAGAGGCAGGUACAGUCUUCCUUUGAUUAUCCUUUCUGCAUUCCUUGCUAUCUUCAGAUGGGAAGAUACUUUUAACCUCUAGUCCAUAAUCUGUAAGGUAGUAUUCCCUACUAGUCCUACCUAGAGAAGACUCAUGGAAAAUAAUGAACAUGGCUAAUUAAUUUCAGGUCCAUUAAUUUCAGUGGGUUUAUUCUGAGGAAACAAUUAGUUGAAUAGAACCCUAAAUUUGCUCCUUCUUUCCUUGCCUACCCCCAUGCCUCCAUUUUACUUUCUCUGUGGUUAAUGGAGGUAAGUAAAAGAAUCAAAAGUUGCGGUGGGGGGGAGCCACUUCCCACCUUAGUUUAUCUUGGCUUGUUCUAGUGCUAAAAUUGCCAUUCUGGCAAUAUUCAUCCUGAUCCACAGGAGCUAGUGCAUUUAAUUUUACUUCUAAAUAAGCAAUUAUAGGGCUGUGGGCCUAUUUUGUAACUACCGAUAAACUGCAUAUGGCUGUGUCAUUGUUAUGUAAGUUUGGCAGAUAUUUUGUUUUAAUAACCUAGUCUACCGGCCUGUGUUAAACUGGACUGCUAAGAGUUAAGAGGUAUUAACUCUCCAGUAUAAAUUAUAACCAGGCUUCAAAAAAAAGCUGUGCUGAAACUCCGCAUAACUUGCCUGAGAAUAAGUUGUGUAUAGAUUUGCAUAUAAACAAAUAGUGUUUACACCUAAGGCACACUGAGGUAUAUUGUUUGGGUUAUUAUUCUGUGUAUACUUCCCUGUGAGCAAACCUCAGUUAACAUGUUAGGACCUACUUUUAAGUAAACAUACCUACGGUACUUGGUUACACUUGCAAAAAGGUUCUCAGGCUUUCAUAGUUUGUAGAUAGUGCGCUACAGUCAUUUUUCUUCUCUCAAUAAAGCUUUUUAAAAGUAUAUAUUUCUUAAUCAGACUUUUAACUUAUCUUAAUGUACAGUAAAACAAUACAGUACAGCCUUGGCAUUGUGAAAACUGACCUAGGAAUAAAUAGUGUUUCAUAUUUCUGUUUGAGUCCACAUUUUGUGUGUAGUAUAAACGUUUAUGAUAAAAGUAUUUGCUUCGUUUCUAAAUUGGAUGCUCUGAUCUAUCCUGGAUGAAGUGGCUUGUCUGAUUCCAUUGCGUUAUAAAAUGAUGCCACAGGAGACUGAAAUGUGACACAAACUCUACUAAACAAUGCAAUUCCUUACAACUAGUCUAAAAAUUUACUGUGGUUAACUUCUGAGCUUGACAGCCAUUAUAUGCUGGCCUUGAAGGCAGUGUAGAAACUGUGACUGGUCCAGAAUGGGGUGACUUUGUUUGUGGUUUGGGGGCUGCAAGUCAGGGACAUAUUAUGCUGAUUUUGUGAGAAAUCCACUACAGUAUUCUCCAGUUUGUGGACUACAUUCAAUGUGUGAAUAAACGACAAAUGGACCAAGGCAAAGCUAUAGUAUAAAAUUAAAAAUCUAACACUUCAAAAAGAGCAAAAAUAAUCCUGGGGGAAAUAUCAACCCCAUGGUUAAAGUUGAAAUUAUUUCCCUUGGGCAUUUUGGACAAAUGUGUAAAUUAGUUACACAUAUGGCAAAAUGUUAAUGAGGCCUUCCUCUUCUUUUUAAAGGAUUUACACAUCUACGUAGUGGAAGGUAAGGAGGCCACUGAAUAUAUAAAGGCAUGUAACUAAUUCUGCUGUACUCUUGGUGAGAUCAUUUUACCAGGAAACAAACAUGUCAUUCUGCAGUUAUAAGCUUUUUCCUGAGUUCCCUUAAGGCUUCUUCACUCAAAACAGUUUUUGUAGGAUGGUUUAAUAAGUUAACUUGUCAAAAUUAAUUUGGGUGGGACACUGUGCUCGUCAUUACCAUUCAGACUUGUUGGGGUGGGUAAGGGACAUAAACAUCUACACAUACCUCUGCUUUCAGGCUACAACAUGAACACUCUGCAUUUUUGCUUCUAAGCAUCAGAACUAAAUGACUUGACAUGUUCAUUCAAUAAUUUGUGAAAUAGCUGCUAUCAUGAGAUGCAAGAUACCUGUGGAGGAAGGGUUAUGCAUUGCCUUAUGUCUAUAUUGUUGAAGGCCUGGUCCACUUGUAUUGGCUGCAGUAAAAGAACAGUAGUUAUUGUGCAAUAAACGACAAUUAUUCACAUAUGGAAGGAGACCAGUAAAAGUACUUGGUUUAGAGUGGGGUUACUCCUACUAACUUUAGUACUGGGGCAGGUUUUAUGCACCCCUCUGUUUUGUCCGAAUUUAGAACUGGAUGGGACAAUUGAGCCACUCUGUUUUGAAUUUCUUAUAGUGCAUUCUACAUGUUUCCUUAGACGUUAUAGCUAACAUGCAUACUGAUAAUCACACUAUCAAAAAAGAAAAAGUAGCCCUAGAGUUGCUUCUGGUGGUGUAGUUGCCACUCCUAGAAAUUAAUCUUUCAGAUAUGCUUUGAUAUGGGUGGCAUCAAGUUUACAGAAGAACAGUUGAUUGUAUGGAUAAAUGGGAUAUAUAUAUAUAUAUAUAUAUAUAUAUAUAUAUAUAACCUAUAGAUUUGCUCUCAGUAAUAAUUUGUGUUCUUCUUUUCUAUUUGCUUCAUCGACAUUCCCAAAUUAGAGGACAACUUGCCCAUCGCAGUCGAAAAUGAAACUGUUUCUGAUCAGACCAAACUUGGGGUAAUGGAAAAAGUAGAGCUGGGCUCAGAUGGAGCAAAACUAAGCAAGGGUGUUGCUGAAGAGGAAGCAGAUGUUUUGAUCCCUGGAAUGACCAACUGUGCCCUUUCUACCUGUCAAAGAGUCGACCCCGAAGGCACAGAGCCUCAACCCGUGGCGCCGGAAGAGAAGUUCAGCAAAAGUUUGCCUGUCGCCCUUUUAGAAGCCGGUGAGCCUCGACCUGUGAUACCAGCCGAAGAGGUUGGUGAGCCUCAAGCUGCCACAGAAACUGCCAACACUUUGCCUCCGGAAACUGUACAGGACAGUCAGCCUGAUCCUGUUGAAUCAGCAGAGACAGGCACAGCUGAGCCUGCAACUGAGGAAAUUGUUAGGAGUCUUGUAACGGAAAUUGUGAAGGAGCUGCAAGAGGAUGAAGAACAACAGACUGAGGGUAAUAAAUUGUGCUAUUUCAGACUGAGAAGGCCAAGUUAUGACCUGUAUGCAGAUUCCACCGAUUGUAAUGAAUUUUUUUGCAUGCAGGUACAUGAGGGCAAAAAUCUUGCCCUGUGGGUUUGAGUUGUGUGUAGCUUUGACAAAUAGACUAAAAGGGGCCCCUCUGAAUAACUGAGGUCAGUGCCACCAAUUGUUGCCUUGUUUUGUUUCCUUGUGCUCCCAUUUCAUGUACUUAGUUUCCUCCUCCGCCCCCAGCAAUUAUUUAUGCUAGGUGAGAUGCUAACAAGAGAGUGGGUGGGAAAGCCCUUCUUUGGUGCAUAUUGCCAGAAGACAAAUGGCACAAAGGCGACUGUACUUUGAUUUGGUAAUGGAUCUGAACAUUCUGACAUCAAAGUAACUUGUUUCUCUUUUAUUUUAUUUAUUUAUUAGAUUUGUAUACCGCCCUUCAUCCAGAGAACACAGGGCGGUUUACAAUUUUUUGCUAAAUUCCAAAUCAGUCCAGUCAAAAUUAUUGCGAUGUGUAUAAUAGUUAACCAAAAAUACAACGCUAUUAUUGGUUCCAGUCUGCUUGUGAGGUAAUAGUAUUUAUUUAGAAUUGCUUUGCUGCAUUACAUCAAGUGUUUAUCUUGUCCAUUAUCAGUCUCCCAUCACACCAGGAAAAUUCCCCUUUGAGAUGCUGUUUGGCUGUGGCCUUUGGUAGCUGUAGGUAUUCUGCAUCUGAACAUAUCAAGAGUUAUACCUAGUGCUGAGUGGCUAUUAGCUAUGAUAGCCAUUUCCCAUGACGAAUCUUUUCUGUACCACUUUUAUGGUACGUGCAGCAGGAUUUCUGCAAAAUGCAGGCUGUAGGAAACAAGGUAGUAUUCAUUUACUGAAUGGUUUGAAAAACAUCAAAAUCAUUUAAUGCAUGGGUGAAUGGAAAUUCUGUUUACAUGGAUGUACAUGUCUUGACACGUGGAAUGCUGACAGAUGAAAACCAUAUAAUCUUUUGAAUGAAGUUUAGUAAUACAACUUAAGUUACUUAUUUCACCAACAACUUUUCUAAAAGUACACAGAGGACAAUGGUAGGUACACUUUGAUGUGGCAAAUACAUUUAUAUCAGCUGGCAAGUGCUGCAUGUCUCCUGUGCUUUCAACUAUUUCUUCUUUGAUGUUAUAAGGAACACCCAUAGCAUCAGUGGGGGCUGUUUCAUUAGCACAAAUGGAGCAUUGCCCCACCAGCUUCAGGCAGGUGCCACCUGCCUGCCGCCUUACCAUCAGCCCCAGGGAUAGCUUGUCAGUCUAAAGUUUGCCCUUUAUAGAACUCUGCGAGAAGGAAGAGGAUGGGGACAAAGCUGGAAUUAAUUGGUUUUGCCUGUCAUUGGCUCCACCUACUUUUGGUCUCUCUUGUCUUCCAUUCUACCAGUUCCAAAGGGUGCCAGUCACCAGUGCAGAACCUGCUAGGGCACUCAAUACUCUUUCAGUGUUUCCUGGCUUGAUCUCUAUGGUUACUGUUCCAGGUGAGACAGGAGAAAAGAAGGAAACUGAGAUGCACCGUGAUGCAGUAAGUGAGGGCUCUGAAACAAAAGAAGAAGAAAUGGGAGAAGCUACGGCAGCAACAGAGAUAGGUAUGUUGAUGGAGGAGCAAAGGGCUAAUAUAUUAGAAGUUUAAAAUGCUGUAUUCGUAUUCAUAACCUUACAUUGGCACGUCCUGGAUGCUGCCUGCAUUAUUUAAAUAGAGGUAUGUAAACAGUGUCCUGCAGGUAAUUGCUUGUUUUUAAAUCUGCCUAGGUUGUGUAGGAUUAACUCCGAGAUGGGGAAUCUGUAGUCCUCCAAAUGUUGAACUUUGACUUACUUCUGCCGCUAGCCAAUCCGAGCAGUGGCCAAAGAUUAUGGGAACUGUAGCCUCACAAUACAGUGGUACCUCGGGUUAAGAACUUAAUUUGUUGCGGAGGUCUGUUCUUAACCUGAAACUGUUCUUAACCUGAGGUACCACUUUAACUAAUGAGGCCUCCCGCUGCCGCCACACAAUUUCUGUUCUCAUCCUGAAGCAAAGUUCUUAACCCAAGGUACUGUUUCUGGAUUAGCAGAGUCUGUAACCUGAGGUACCACUAUAUCUGGAGAAAACCAGGUUCCUCAUCCCUGGUCUGUGUGUCUAGGUCUGCUCUAACCUCAUCUAGAGGUUGUCAGCUUUUGUUGGGGACAUGGGAUGAUGCCUUCUCCAAAUGAGUUCCUGCCACGUCUUGGAAGGAAAUUCCCAUUAACGCAGCCAGCAUGACCAGUGGUCAUCAAUGAUGGGAGCUGCAGUCCAGAGCAUCUGGAGGGCAGCAGGUUGGGGAGGGUAGAGCCUCUCUGUCUUCCACUUACCUCCUACAACCCCCUUGGAAAGCCCUCACUUCAGCUGGGUUCACUUCUGUCAUAAUUGCACAGCUGUAGAGAAAAGUCCUUUGAGGAGGGGUCAGACUGUAGGGAAGCAAGCAGCAGGGCACUUGUGUGAACCCUCUUGCUGUCAAAAUUGGACUACCACUACCUGCUUUCAUCUACUUUGGCCCCAAGCCAUUUGAAGCAGAUAAGCUAGUUAAAAAUAGACUUGGAAAAGAUGCACAUGUAGGAAAUGAGAAGCUUAAUUAUACACAUUUAAUUCCAUAGUUACUAUUUGCCAAACACAUUUUGAUGAUGAUCAGAUUGCUACCAUGGCUCUGGGAUUUCCCAUUCUCGGAUUUCUGUUAUAAUAGGUGAGGAAUGGGUAGGGUUCAGAAGCUCACUCACUGGACAAAACAAAGUACAGGUUUUGACUAGAGACAAAAGAACAAAUGAAAAGGCAGGCAAAAGGGUUCAUCGCUCAGGCCAGAUCUAACAUUACAGCACUUUAAUUUCCCUCAAUCUUAAUUGAUGGUGGAGAUUUCCUUUCUGUGAAACUGAAGGCCCCCUACUACUUUGGAAACCAGGGUCUGCAAUUAAAAGCUCAUCAUAGCACCCAGGAGAAAUGCUUGAUAUAAUUAGUGGAAUUUCUUAUAGUGGGAAGAGGAAUUGCCUGUGCAUAAAUAUGCCCAUGAAAAGAUAGCUGUGUUUUGUCUUCCUAGUUCUCUCACACACGUAUAUAUAUUUAGUAACUUGCUGUUUUGAGUCGUGCAGAAUUACAAAUAAGAAAUAGUUGGAAUCCUCCCCUUUCCCACAUUGCUCACUCUUUGCAAACUCAAAUUACCAGUGUCAAGAUUUCUUUUCUUUAAUUGAAUCUGCUUUCUCAAAUCAAUUUGAAGCAAAAGAUGACUCAACAAGUGUGAACUUUAAAUGGUUUAUCAUAUGGCGACACUUUGCAUCAGGUAGCCCUAGUACUGGUCAACAGAGGCUCAGGCGGCUUUGUCUUGUUUUACGGACCUUUCUGUACAUGCUCCUUUCAAUCCUCCAGUGUGCUAAGCACUCCCAUUUGGCUUUUCUUUAGCUGCUGUGUGAUGCUGGAAGUCAAUACAGUAUGUAUUUACGGACCAGGGUGGGGAAGCUCAGGCCUGGGAAAUGUUCCCAGGCCACACCUCCCUCCAGCCAUGUUUUGUACCACCCUCAAGUAUUUUUUGCCUUGCUGGAACGUGUCCUUCAACUGUAAUAAAAACUACUUGCUAGCCUGGAUUGAGGAUAGAAAGGCGUAUACAAGCAUGUGCAGAAAGUAGCCUACUGUACAAAGGUAAAAUUUAUAUUGUUUGCUCUGACUACUACUGCUUCUGUCCUGGCCUGGCAUCUGGCCUAGCAUGUGCCCCCUGCCCCUAGUUGCCCAGAAGGGAAUGCAGCCAUCAGGCUGAAAAAGGUUCUCCGGCCUUUAUAAAUUUAAUAUCCAAUUAUUUCCAGUAAAGAAAGGAUCACCAUUUUCAUCAGAUCUGAUUCUUCCCAAUAAUCCACUUUAAGCUUUACUGCCUUACUUGCAUUGUUCUGACAUGCUAAAUAUAAGCAGCAGAAGCUUCUUCAUAUGAUUCAUACAGAUGACUUCCUUUCAAAGAACUGUUCCUAGAAUAUAUUUGUCUGAAAGUCAUUGCCACUUUUAAAAUUUUAGGUUUUGUUUUUGUUUUAUAUUGCAGAAGCUACAAAUAAUGAAGAGUGACUCGUGGCUUCUGCCUGGACUUCAUCUUCGGCUGCUCAAAUAAUAUUAGCACUGGUAUAAUCUGGUUUUUUAUAGAAGCUUGUAUGGACUUGUCACUUCUGAGCACUAGGGGAGAAACCAUUUUAAUGAUUUUAUUUUGGGGAGUCAAGUUGCCAAGACACUGAGGAAUUGCAGUGUGUUAACCUUUCAUGUUUGCCAUAGAGUGCCUUCUGGAAACUUCCAUUUAAGUGAAAUCAUGUGUUGCAAAUCAAGAACUUCAUCUACUGUAUUUCAGUUUUAAAAAAAAUAAUAGAACUGGGUGCAUGGAGAUUCUCCAAGCGCUAGAUAUGAAAGUGUCUGAGCAUGGUUAGGUUCUAGUAAUAAUGUUGCAGCCAUGAGGUUUUUUUUUAACUCUACCAGUACAACUCUUAAGUGAAUUUUGUUACAUAAAACAAGUAUGGAUAUUGGAGCGUAAUAUUGCUGCUUUGGUUCAAUCUGGAAAGAUGCAUCAAUUCAUGCCUUGUUUUUUUAAACUAAUGAAGGUAGUCACUGCAAUCCAGCACUCAGGGGAUGAGAGCUAGCCUGUAAUUAUGGCACUUUGAAAGCACUUUGAAAGCACAGGAUAACUGUUGUCACCUGUUGACAAAACAAGCAAUUCUGUACACUCUAGUAAGAAAUUACUGAUAAGCACAACAGCAACAUACACUGUUACUGUAUUGUGGUGGUAGCACUUCUGUUAAAAUGAAAAUGUUAAAUUUUAAAUCUGUAAAAUUCUAAUCAAUUCCUGAAAACACACACUAAAGUAAAAGUAUAAACCAAAUGAAUUGCUGCCUCUAGUGUGUAAUUAUGUGUACUUCUAGAACACUUUAUAGAUUUCCCCCCAAAGUGUAUAUGAAUUCUAUUUGCCUUUAUAAACCUGUUAUUUGAUAGUAAUUAUGAAAAGUGAACCCUUCAGUCUUUUUCAAAGAGAAACGUUGAAGUGCAAAUCUUACAGCUGAGAGAAAAUAAUUUCACAUAAAAAGCAAGAACUUUGCAGACGUUUAGUGUGAAUCUAUUGGUUGCAUAUUUUUGAGAAGUUGGGUAAACUUGAGCAGAGCUGAUCUUCACCCACCUUAUGUCUGAACCAGGAAACCUUUGUUUUAUGCCGGGGUAUACUUGAUAAUGGUUGGGAUUUGUGCCUCAUGUAGUCUAUAAAAUGGUAAUUUUAACACUGAAAUAAAGCAUUUAUGGAAUGUC